Drosophila arizonae is the source of this 2424-nucleotide messenger RNA. RefSeq lists its product as uncharacterized. NCBI's taxonomy places the organism in Eukaryota, Metazoa, Arthropoda, Insecta, Diptera, Drosophilidae. The record is from RefSeq and is a predicted model, not a curated record.
UUCUGCAUUAAUUGGUGAAAAGCCCUUGCAAACUAAAACGGCUAACGUUUGUGCGCGUCCGAGUGUUGUGUGURYGUGUAUAUGUGUGUCAGUGUAGCGGGCGGCGUAAAAUAACUAAAAGUAGAGUUACUACUGUUGUUGCUAUAACCCCAACUAAAGCAUGGAAGGAGCUACACAAGUUGCGGCUCCACCUGUAGGUGGGUCGCGUGGCGGUGGCUACAGAGGUCGCGGUGGAGGUCCUCCCAUGCGCGGUGGUUUUGAGCGCGGACGUGGUCGGGGCAUGGGUCGCGGUCACUUUAUGGGUGGCAUGCGUGGUGGCGGUAUGGGCGGCGGUGGUCCCCCAAUGCAGGGUAUGAUGCAGGGUCCGCCGCGCGGCAUGCGUCCUCGAGGCGGUUUGGGCUACCAGGGCCGUGGUGGUGGCGGCGGCUUUCAACCACGCGGUGCUCCUAUGGGCAUGCGAGGUGGACGCCCACCCCUAUACCAGCAGCCACCUAAGCAGCACACGGGUGCCGACAACAAUAAGACGGUAUCGCCGGUACCCACAGCUACGGCAGCUGGGGAGCAGCAAGCCGGCGAAACUACAGCUGAAGAUGGCACGGAUGCAGUAGCUGCAUCAGCUGGAACAGCCACAGCAGUGGUGAACACGCACGGAGCGAGCGGUGCGCCUGGUAGCAGCAACAGCAACGGUGGAGGCCCACCGCCAUAUGUAGGUCGUGGACGAGGACGUGGUGGCCCGUUCGGAGGUCGUGGACGAGGUGGCGGUUACAACCCACACAUGAACGGCAGCGGCGGUAAUGGAAUGUACCCGCACUCACAUCAUAACAACUCCAUGGGCGGACCGGGGGGCGAGCAUGGAGGAAUGCCGCGUCGUGGCUCGAUGCGCGGACGUGGCGGUGGUUACAAUCAAGGUAUGAGUCGGCCACCCAUGCAACAUCACCAACAGGCUCAUAAUGUCAAUACACAAAUUGCACCGGUACCAGCUCUCAAACGUGGCGCACCCGGAGGACCAGGUCCCAAGCGUGGACGAUACGAGGGAGGACCCUAUAGCCAGCGCCCCAUUGCACCAAAGUAUCAUGCGGCGUCCCAGCAUAUGUCACAAACAACAUAUGGCUCCCCACCCAGCCAUCAUGCUCCAGCCCCAAGCCAUCAUGGUGGCUAUCAGGCGCACGACCAGACCCAACAGGUCGAUCCAUACUCACAGAGCGGCUACGGCGCAUCAGCAACUUCUCAGCAAGGUUAUAAUGGCUAUGGUCAGAGCAGCGGCUAUGCAGCACACACAACCCAGGCAAAUACAACGGCCAGCAGCAGCUAUGCGUCGCAUCACGGCAGCGAGUACGAUCAAAGCCAAUAUCAAGGCUAUAACAGCUCCACGGGCUAUGCCGCCCAGCCGGACACGCGCUAUCAGUCAUAUAGCCAGGACUACAGCCAGCAGUAUGGCUCGACAGCAGUUGAUUACAAUUCAGCCGGGCAAGCGGACUACAGUCAGCAGAGCGCCAGCUAUGAUGAACGCGCCUAUGCUGGCUAUGAUUCGCAGGCAUAUUCGCAGAACUAUUCAAAUGCAGCUGCCUAUUACUAAACAACAACAGUUUGCCGCAUCCCUCGAAUGGCGAUAUACAUUUUAGUGAAGAACGCUGCGCGUGCUCCAACACGUAUGCCAAAUACCAAAACAAGGGAUUAGGGCCAGCUCGAGCAUAAUAAUAUGAUGAUUAACGCAGAAAUUUGAAUGCUAUAUAAAUUAAUACCUACACGUAGACACACAUACACACAUUACACUCAAACACACACAAUUAGAUUAAGAAUAAAGUUCUCUUUUCCUAGCGUUUAAGUUGAAACGUGUUGCUACGUCUUGAUUUGCACCUCCCCUGCCCCAGCAACCUAUCCAAUUAUCCAAAACCUUUGUGUUUGUUCGUCUUUGCUUGACCAAUACCCGAUCCAUGUGACUGGCGAUAAUAUUAUAUUGCCUGUUAUUAAAUGUUUGUUAGUGGACAAAAGGAGCCUUGCGUCGAUUAAAAAGCUCCGGCCUAUAAAAACGAAUUAUGUUUAUUUCUUUUUAUUUUACAAUUACCAUUAAAUUUAUUCAAUUUAUCUAUCUUGAUGAAUGAAAGCCUAAACUAAAAAAUAUCAAUUAUGUGAAUCAUGUCAUAUUGUAUACAAAAAUUGCAAUGUAUAAAUUUUAGUUAAUAAGCAAACUGCUAAUAUGCAAAACAUCUCUACAAAUGGAACGUUUGUUUAUUUCUACAUUUUUUUUUUUUUAUCUGAAAUAUCUGAACAUUUAUUUAAGACUUUUCAAAUAUUUUUUGUUUCUAUAAUCUAUUGACGUGAAAAAGAACACAGCUAUAAUUUCUUUUCCUAUUAAUAGCAACAAGUUAAGCAACAAAAUCGUAAUAAUGUAAUUCUUAUUCAUUAAGCUGAGCAAAACAAAAA